This is a messenger RNA of Morus notabilis, 969 nucleotides long. RefSeq names its product subtilisin-like protease SBT3.10. The transcript has 3 exons. Gene Ontology annotation, biological process: proteolysis. Gene Ontology annotation, molecular function: serine-type endopeptidase activity. Lineage: Eukaryota; Viridiplantae; Streptophyta; Magnoliopsida; Rosales; Moraceae. The coding region runs from base 13 to 969 and encodes 318 amino acids. The record is from RefSeq and is a predicted model, not a curated record.
UCUGCAAGAGCCAUGGUCUACAGUUACAAACAUGGCUUCUCUGGUUUUGCGGCCAAGAUGACAGAAAGCCAAGCCCAAAAAAUUUCUGAGUUACCUGGUGUGGCACUGGUUAUACCAAACGAGCUUUACAAGGUCCAAACGACAAGAAGUUGGGACUAUCUUCAACUCUCGUCGCGUUAUCAAACCCAUUUUCUGCAGAAAUCCAAACUGGGUGAAGAUGUGAUCAUAGGUCUCUUUGAUACAGGAAUAUGGCCGGAAUCGGAGGCGUUCAGCGACAAAGGCCUCGGACCGAUCCCUUCGAAAUGGAGAGGAAUUUGCGUGUCAGGAGAGUUGUUCGAUGGAGCCAAACACUGCAACAAGAAGUUGAUCGGAGCUCGUUUCUUCAUCAAGGCGCUGGAAGCCGAGUACGGAAAGCCGUACAACGCGACGGAGAAUCAGGAUUACCUCUCUCCUAGGGAUUUCGGCGGCCACGGGACCCACACGUCGACGAUCGCAGCCGGAUCGUCGGUGGCGGACAGGAGCUACAACGGAUUGGGCGUCGGGACGGUGAGGGGAGGCGCAACGCAGGCGCGGAUCGCGAUGUACAAGGUUUGCUGGAGCGUGUUUGGCGGCGGAUUGUGCGCCGGCGCCGACAUACUCAAGGCGUUCGACGUGUCGGUGCGUGACGGCGUCGACGUCGUGUCGGUUUCGAUCGCCGCCGACGUGCCUUCGUAUCCGGAGGCGGACCAGAGGAACGCGAUCGCCGUCGGGGCGUUCCACGCGGUGGCGAAGGGCGUAGCAGUCGUAUGCGCGGCGGGGAACUCGGGGCCGAGUCCGCAGACGGUGCAGAACACGUCGCCGUGGAUCUUGACCGUCGGAGCGAGUAGCGAUGACCGUUCCUUCCCUACUCGCGUCAAGCUUGGGAACAACUGGACCAUUGCAGUAAGAGAAUAUUCUGUCUUCAAUCUUCAUGCAUGGAAGAAGAAGUAA